AUGGAUUUGGUAAAUCAUCUGAACGAUAGACUGCUGUUUGCAAUCCCAAAGAAGGGUCGUUUAUACUCUAAAUGUGUUUCAAUUUUAAAUGGUGCAGACAUUAACUUCCACCGUUCCCAAAGAUUAGACAUUGCAUUGUGCACAAGUCUACCUAUAGCGUUAAUCUUUUUGCCUGCCGCAGAUAUUCCAACUUUCGUUGGUGAAGGUAAAUGUGAUCUCGGUAUAACCGGUGUCGAUCAAGUACGUGAAUCUGAUGUCGACGUGGACCUACCGAUCGAUUUGCAGUUCGGUAAAUGCAAAUUACAAGUACAAGUCCCAGUAAACGGUGAGUACAAAAAGCCAGAACAACUGAUUGGUAAGACCAUUGUUACCAGUUUUGUCAGACUUGCUGAAAAAUACUUCGCAGAAUUGGAAGGAACCAGCGUAGAAAAAAUGUCGACGAAAAUAAAAUACGUUGGUGGUUCUGUAGAGGCAUCAUGCGCGCUGGGAAUCGGUGACGCUAUUGUGGAUCUUGUAGAAAGUGGGGAAACAAUGAGAGCUGCUGGUUUGAUCGACAUCGCUACUGUAUUGGGCACAAGCGCCUACCUAAUAGAAUCAAAAAACCCAAAGAGUGACAAAAGUUUGAUCGCCACCAUCAAGUCAAGAAUCGAAGGUGUUAUGACCGCUCAAAAGUUUGUUUCGUGUAUCUACAACGCUCCCGAGACGAAGCUCGGAGAACUCUUAAAAGUUACGCCCGGCCGUAGAGCACCAACCAUCUCCAAAAUUGGUGACGAAGGUUGGGUCGCUGUCAGUUCUAUGAUCGAGAGAUCAACAAAGGGUGUUGUUUUAGACGAACUGAAAAGAAUCGGCGCCACAGAUAUUAUGGUCUUCGAGAUUUCUAAUUGUCGUGUAUAA
Saccharomyces eubayanus is the source of this 894-nucleotide messenger RNA. It is a transcript of the gene HIS1, whose product is annotated as ATP phosphoribosyltransferase. Gene Ontology annotation, molecular function: ATP phosphoribosyltransferase activity; magnesium ion binding. The coding region runs from base 1 to 894 and encodes 297 amino acids. Gene Ontology annotation, cellular component: cytoplasm. The transcript has a single exon. The record is from RefSeq and is a predicted model, not a curated record. NCBI's taxonomy places the organism in Eukaryota, Fungi, Ascomycota, Saccharomycetes, Saccharomycetales, Saccharomycetaceae. Gene Ontology annotation, biological process: L-histidine biosynthetic process.